Messenger RNA from Phragmites australis (common reed), 429 nucleotides. RefSeq lists its product as uncharacterized. The coding region runs from base 13 to 429 and encodes 138 amino acids. Lineage: Eukaryota; Viridiplantae; Streptophyta; Magnoliopsida; Poales; Poaceae. The transcript has 3 exons. The record is from RefSeq and is a predicted model, not a curated record.
ACUACUUUGUAGAUGUGGCCGUACGAGGAAAAUGAGGAAUGCAGCUAUAUCCAAGAUCUAUUUUCCUUGAUGAAUUCUCUUUUUAGCCUCGACUUUGGGCCUCUGAAUUUUUUGCAGUCACCAAACAUGAUUGAGAAUCUGAAAUCCGAAUUGAUAGUGUUUGGUCUGUGCUUCUGCUUUAUCUCUUACCUAUAUUCUCUGGCUACAAUGAAGAACAUGCGAUUUCAGGUUUCAUAUGGCCAUAAUAGUGACCAGCAGCAACCAACAGUACAAAUGGUUUCUGAUCUUCUGAAUUCAAUAACACUUGCUCUAGAAAGAGUAGAAGAAGAAAAAAUAUUUGCUGUUAAACAAGGUUUUGCAACGGAUUUCAUAUGCAUCUGCUAUGUUGUGUCUCAUACAUUACGGGGCAUUGGCAACAAGCUAUUAUGA